Molecule: messenger RNA, 1245 nt
Organism: Chondrus crispus (carragheen)
Lineage: Eukaryota; Rhodophyta; Florideophyceae; Gigartinales; Gigartinaceae
Exons: 2
Coding region: 1-1158 (385 amino acids)
Cellular component (GO): Golgi apparatus; endoplasmic reticulum
Source: RefSeq, a predicted model, not a curated record
AUGGAGCUUAGGGCUCAUCUGACCCAGGUCAUGGAUAAUGCUGGGUGGCGGGAGGAUCAGUUUCGGAAGGAGACGGAUGAGCUGCGGAAGAGGGCCGAGCAGUUGGAGGCCCGCAAUGAGGAGUUGGCCGCCGCGCUUCCAGACGCUACGCGCCCACUUUUGCGCCAGGUUGAGGCGUUGCAGGCGGCGGCUUCGGAGCGCGUACGCGCCAAGUCGGCUGUCGAUCGGUCGCAGCUGGAGAGGUUGCGUGCGGCCGAAGCGGCCGUUGCGACGGCGACAGCGAGGGAGAAAGCGGGUGAAGACCGCAUUGGCAAUUUAAUGACGCGGAUCGCGACGCUGGAAGAGCAAGUCAAGAUUGCUCACGGCGACCAAGGAAGAGUUGGUGCAGAACUGCGCGCCUUGCAAGCUGACAACGCUGAAGUGCAAGUCAAGCACCAGAGAGAGUUGGAAACGCUAGAGGCACAGCUACUCAAGGCUAAUCGCGACAAAGAGCACGCGCUGGAGGACUUGUCUCAUGAGAGGGCUAGUCACCUUGACGCCAUAGAAAGUGCUGAAGAAAAGGAACGUCUGCUUCGCAAACAGAUUGCUUCACUUGAGACCCGAAUGGAGAUGCUUCAAGAGAGUCUAACAAAGGCAACUUCCAUGAACGCACAACGUGGGAAUGGACCUGGCCCGGGGGGUUCCAGUUCAUCUCUAUUGAUGUCUCGUUUUGAUAGCAUGACAAAUGUGUCGACCACAAGUUUGGGUUUCGCGGGGUCGGAGAAUGGAGAAGAUGCGUCGCCGUUUGCGGACGGGACUUCACCAUCGGCUGGCUUAUACGCUACAGAGCGGUUGUCUCAAUCGCUGCGGCAACGGAAUGGCGAGAUUGCCUCUCUACAAGGGCAGUUGGAUACGAAGGAGGAGGCGACUAAGGCGUUGGCCGAGGAAGUCGUAAGCUUGACGGCUCGCGUCGAGGAGCUCACAAAGGAGAUGCACGAUGCUCCUACGAUGAAGGCUGGGUUUGAAGAAUUGAAGAAACGGCACAUGGGUCUACUGGAACUUUUGGGAGAGAGGGAGGAGCGAAUCAUGGAGUUGCAAGCAGAUCUGUCAGAUGUGAACCAGAUGUACAAGGAGCAAAUCACAGAAUUGUUGCUUAGAAUAGAGAAAAUGUCAAGUUAGACCAGGAGAAUGGUAGUUAAUGGCCUCCGCGCAGUUGGCACACGCCCCUCAUGUUUUGUACUCGGCGGAUUGUAAAGCCAUGUAAGA